Molecule: messenger RNA, 1082 nt
Organism: Brassica napus (rape)
Lineage: Eukaryota; Viridiplantae; Streptophyta; Magnoliopsida; Brassicales; Brassicaceae
Product: cysteine and histidine-rich domain-containing protein RAR1-like
Exons: 7
Coding region: 231-926 (231 amino acids)
Biological process (GO): defense response to bacterium; defense response to fungus
Cellular component (GO): cytoplasm; nucleus
Molecular function (GO): Hsp90 protein binding
Source: RefSeq, a predicted model, not a curated record
CUGUAAUCUAUUUCCCUUUGCUUCAAUCUUGUUUGGAAGACGAAAAAUUACAAAAAUCCUAAGCCCAAUUCGAGGCCCAUGAUAUAUGAUUAAAUCGUGUCGUCUCUUUCAUUUCUCCAAUCCGUGUGCCGAAGCCGAUGAUGGUUUCGAGUUGUAGCUCACUCACUCAUCAAAGUGUGAACUGGAGAGGCCUAUCAUCAUCUUGAAUACAGACGAAAGAUCAUUGCACAAUGGAAGUAGGAUCAGCAACUAAGCUUCAGUGCCAACGUAUAGGCUGCAACGCCAUGUUCACCGAUGAUGACAAUCCAGACGGUUCUUGCCAGUUUCAUGCUUCUGGACCAUUUUUUCACGACGGAAUGAAAGAGUGGAGCUGCUGCAAGCAAAGAAGUCAUGAUUUCACUUUGUUCUUGGAAAUCCCUGGAUGUAAGAAAGGCAAACACACAACUGAGAAACCAGUUCUUGCCAAACCUGCGCCAAGACAGCCUCCUAUCACGGUUCCUACUUCAUCUCCAGUUGCCAAUGCAGCAGCAACAUUAAAAGACUCUUGCUCUAGGUGCCGCCAAGGCUUCUUCUGCUCUGACCAUGGCUCCCAACCCAAAGGACAGAUCAGGCAGGACCUGAGUACACCAGUAGUACAAGCGCAAGAAGAAGAUAUUGAGACCUUAGCACCACCACCUCCAGUUAAAAAGGUUGUUAUAGACAUCAAUGAACCGCAAGUUUGCAAAAACAAAGGAUGUGACAAAACAUUCAAAGAAAGAGACAAUCACGAGACUGCUUGCAGCUAUCAUCCAGGUCCUGCUGUCUUCCACGACAGACUCAGAGGGUGGAAGUGCUGCGAUGUUCAUGUGAAGGAGUUCGACGAGUUCAUGGAAAUACCUCCUUGCAGUAAAGGUUGGCACAGCAGCAGCGCCGAUCAAGCGGUCUGAUAUUUAUUCAUGUGAUUUUCAAUAUGAAGUAUUUAUAAUCUUUUCAGAUUUCUUAUUAGAAUGAUAUUGGAACAUUUCAUUGAUGGAUAUACAAAUAUGUAAUGAUUAAAAUGCUCAUUAUACUCUUGUUUUAAAUGCUUUCAUGCUUUAAGAGGU